Dreissena polymorpha is the source of this 3247-nucleotide messenger RNA. RefSeq lists its product as uncharacterized. Bases 1 to 564 code for a protein of 187 amino acids. The transcript has 6 exons. The record is from RefSeq and is a predicted model, not a curated record. Lineage: Eukaryota; Metazoa; Mollusca; Bivalvia; Myida; Dreissenidae.
AUGGAACUCUCAAAGGUUGCCCUGAUGUUGUAUGCUGUUGAAAAUGGUAAAGUCAAUGAGUGGAAGGGAAGGCAGAUGAAGGACAUAGUAGUAGAAGAUUUACCUCUUCCAAUUGAAGACGAAGAUGGCCAUCAAGAAGAGUCCAUGUCAACUGCUGACAGUGAAGAGCCAGGCAGUCUGACCCAUGAUAGGAGGGAGCCAAGUGAAGAGCCAGCCAGUCUGACCCAUGAUAGGAGGGAGCCAAGUGAAGAGCCAGCCAGUCUGACCCAUGAGUCCAUGUCAACUGCUGCCAGUGAAGAGCCAGCCAGUCUGACCCAUGAUGAAAUGAGGCAGCCAAAUCCUCAAGGGACAGGGACAAGAAAAGGAAUGAAACGAAAGUGGGCCAGCGAAGAGAACAUAUGUUUCAUGAACUUUUUUAGAGAUGAAUUAAGAGAAAAAAUAAUGCCAUCUGGCUCAAAAAUAAUGGGGUCCCUAAAAAUACUUACCGGAAGAACAGUGGCCCAGAUAAGGGCAAGGGUCCAUAACAUUAUUAUGAAAAAACAAAAAUGGAAAAAGAAUUGUUGAACUGUGGAAUAUGUUUAUGCCCCUGGUAGGGUGGCAUAUAGCAGUUGAACUGUCCGUCAGUCAGUCAGUCUGUCCAUCUGGCCGAAAACUUAUAUGGCCAUAACUUUUUCAAUAUUGAACAUAGCAACUUGAUAUUUAUACCCCUAUUACAAUUGGUAAUGGGGGCUAUAUAGGAGUCACGUUUGUCGGUCUGUCCCGAUAUUUCAUCCGAUCUUCACCAAACUUGGUCAGUAGUUGUAUGUAGAUAAUGUCUAGGUCAGUUUGAAUAUGGGUCAUGCCAGGUCAAAAACUAGGUCAUGGGGUCACUUAGUAUGUUUUAAACUGUAAGUUUGUACGGACCAUAGCUAUGUCAUUUAUUGUUACAUUUUUAAAUGACUCGGUACAUUUGUUCACCAUCAUGGAACGGUGUGUCGCGUUAAAAAAAAUUACGUCAAUAUCUCAAAGGUCAAGGUCACACUUGGGAGUUCAAAGGUCAAAUGCUUGUCCGGGCCAUAGCUUUGUUUUUUAUUGUGAGAUUUUAAAAUCAUUUGGCACAUUUGUUCACCAUCAUUGAACAGUGUGUCGGGCGAAAGAAUUACGUCGAUAUUUCCAAGAACAAGGGCACAAUUUGAGUUUAAAGGUAAAAAAUGGCCAUAAUUGAGCUUGUCUGGGCAAUAACUAUGUUGUUUAUUGUGCGAUUUUAAAAUCGUUGGCUCUUUUGUUCACCAUCAUUUGACGGUGUGUCGCGCGAAAGAAUUAUGUCGAUAUCUCCAAGGUCAAGUUCGUAGUUUUAGUUCAAAGGUCAAAAAUGGCAAUAAAUUAUCUUGUCUGGGCCAUAAAUAUGUCAUUCAUUGUAAGAUUUUAAAAUGACUGUACAUCAAUUUUGUUCAAAGUCAUUGGAAGGCUUGUCAUGUGAAAGAAUUCAAGAGUUCAAAGGUCAAAAUGGCUAUAAAUGAUAAUGGCAUAAUGAUUCUUAAAAAAUCGCCAUAAAUUGUAUUAUCUUGUUUUGUGAAGACAGCAUACAAAAUAAUCAAUCAAUCAAUGCGGUAUGUGGGGGUAACAGACAAAGCUCCAGUUGGCAUGCAUGUGCAUCUUGUGAAGCUGCACAUAUUGAGUGGUGAAAAGUGAAGGUCAAGGUAAUUCUUCAAGGUUAAAUGUUAAAUAUAUUGCUUUUGUCCGUCCGUCUGAAAACUUUAAAAUUGUGCCAUAACUUUUGAGCUCACCUGAGUGCAACAUGCUCAUGGUGAGCUUUUGUGAUUGCCUUUUGUGCGUUGUAUGUCGUCAACAUUUUGCCUUGUGAACACUCUAGAUUCCACAUUUAUUGUCUGAUCUUCAUGAAAUUUUGCAGAACAUUUGUCACAUUGAUACCUCGACUGAGUUCGAAACUGGGUCAUGCUGGGUCAAAAAUUAGGUCACUAGGUAAAAAAAACAACAAAAAAACUUGUGAACACUGUACAAGUCCAAUCUUCAUGUAACUUUGUCAAAAUGUUUGUCUAAAUGAUAUUUUGGUUGAGUUAAAAAUUGGUUCCGGUCCGUUGAAAAACAUGGCCGCCAGGGGCGGGGCAGUAAAAAAAUUUCCUUAUAUGGCUAUAGAGAAACCUUGUGAACACUUUAGAAGUCAAAAUGUUUGCCUUAUCAUCAUGAAACUUAAUCAAAACAUUGGUUUUAUUUAUAUUUUGGACGAGUUCGAAAAUGGUCCAGAUCAGUGAAAAAACAUGGCCGCCAAGGGGCGGGGGAGUUUUUCUUAUAUGUCUUUAGUUAAACAUUGCUAACACUCUAGAGGCCACAUUUAUUGUCCAUUCUUCAUGAAAUUUGGUCAGAAGUUUGGUCUCAAUGAUAUCUUAGACGAGCUGAAAAUGGUUACGUUUGCUUGAAAAACAUGGCUGCCAAAGGGCGGGGCAUUUUUCCUUAUAUGGCUAUAGUAAAACGUUGUGAACACUCUAGAGGCCACAUUUAUUGUCCAAUCUUCAUGAAAUUUGGUCAGAAUAUUUGUCUCAUUAAUAUCUUGGAUGGGUUUGAAAAUUAUUAUGUUUGCUUGAAAAACAUGGCUGCCAUGGGGCGGGGCAUUUUUCCUUAUAAAAAUGGCUAUUGUAAAAUCUUGUUAACACUCUUGAGGCCACAUUUAUUUUCCGAUCUUCAUGAAACUUGGUCAGAAUAUUCAUCCCAAAAAAUAUCGUGGACAAGUUAAAAAAUGAUGCUGGUUGGUUGAAAAACAUGUCCGCCAGGGGGUGGGGCAUUUUACCUUAUAUGGCUAUAGUAAAACUUUGUUAACACUCUAGAGGCCACAUUUAUUUUCUUAUCUUCAUGAAACUUGGUCAGAAGAUUUGUCCUAAUGAUAUCUUGGAUUAGUUCAAAAAUAGUUUUGUUUGCUUAAAAAACAUGGCCACCAGGGGGCGGGGCAUUUUUCCUAAUAUGGUUAUGUAUCAUGCUUUACUAAAACAUUGUUAACACUCUGUAGGCCACAUUUAUUUUCCGAUUAUUAUGAAACUUGGUCAGAUGAUUUGUCCUAAUGAUAUCUUGGAUGAGUUCAAAAAUGGUUCUAGUUGGUGGAAAAACAUGGCCGCUAAGGGGGCGUGUCAUUUUUCCUUAUAUGGCUAAAGUAAAACCCUGUUAAAACUCUAGAAGCCAUAUUUAUUGUACGAUCAUCAUGACACUUUGUCAGAAGAUUUGUCCCAAUGAUAUUUGGACAAGUUUGAAAUUGGUU